Molecule: messenger RNA, 3672 nt
Organism: Ochotona curzoniae (black-lipped pika)
Lineage: Eukaryota; Metazoa; Chordata; Mammalia; Lagomorpha; Ochotonidae
Gene: ANTXR2
Product: ANTXR cell adhesion molecule 2
Exons: 17
Coding region: 308-1774 (488 amino acids)
Cellular component (GO): membrane
Molecular function (GO): signaling receptor activity
Source: RefSeq, a predicted model, not a curated record
GAGGGAGGAACAACUUGUGCGCGCGGUGGGCGUGGGCCUUCAUUGUCCGCGGGACUCUCCGGGAUCCGCUCGCGCACCCGCUCGGAUUCGUCGGGAGUUCGGGCGACAGCUGCGGCCAGUGUGGAGCCUCCCUUUGUCCUCUCGGACCUCCCUGCCCCCCUUCUGGCCCUCUCUCAUCGCCCCGCUGCGUGCCGCUGCCCCCGACUCCGGGGGCGCGACCUUGGAGACUCUCGCCACCUUCGCCUUCCCACCGAGCCGAGCCCCCGGAGCUGCGAGGGGGACGCUGUCGCAGGCCGGUGGCUGUAGGAUGGUGGCGGGGCGGCCUCCGGGCCGCAGCCCCUGGAGCUGGCUGCUGUCCGGGCUGUGGUUGCUGGCGCUAGGCGGGCCCGGGGCUCGGCUGCACGCCCAGGAGCAGCCCUCCUGCAGAACAGCCUUUGAUCUCUACUUCGUCUUGGACAAGUCUGGGAGUGUGGCCAACAACUGGAUUGAAAUUUAUGAUUUUGUCCAGAAGCUUACAGAAAGAUUUGUGAGCCCUGAAAUGAGAUUAUCUUUCAUUGUGUUUUCUUCUCAAGCAACCAUUAUUUUGCCAUUAACUGGAGACAGAGGCAAAAUCAGCAAAGGCUUGGAGGAUUUGAAACGUGUUAGUCCAGUAGGAGAGACAUAUAUCCAUGAAGGACUAAAACUUGCGAAUGAGCAAAUUCAGAAAGCAGGAGGCUUGAAAACCUCCAGUAUCAUAAUUGCUCUGACAGAUGGGAAGUUGGACGGUCUGGUGCCAUCAUAUGCAGAGAAGGAGGCACAACUGUCCAGAUCACUCGGGGCUAGCGUCUAUUGUGUUGGUGUCCUUGACUUUGAACAAGCUCAGCUUGAAAAAAUUGCUGAUUCCAAGGAACAAGUUUUCCCUGUCAAAGGUGGAUUUCAAGCCCUCAAGGGGAUCAUUAAUUCCAUAUUGGCUCAGUCAUGUACUGAAAUCCUGGAAUUGCGGCCCUCAAGUGUCUGUGUAGGGGAGGAAUUUCAAAUUGUUUUGACCGGAAAAGGAUUCUCGUUGGGCAGUCGGAAUGGCAGUGUCCUCUGCACUUAUUCUGUAAAUGAAACAUACACAAAGAGUGUUAAGCCAGUAAGUGUACAGGUUAAUUCCAUGCUUUGUCCUGCUCCGAUCCUUACUAAAGUUGGAGAAACUCUUGAUGUUUCCGUGAGUUUUAAUGGAGGAAAAUCUGUCAUCUCCAGCUCAUUAACAAUCACAGCCACAGAAUGUUCUAAUGGGAUUGCGGCCAUCAUUGCUAUUUUGGUGCUGUUGCUGCUUGUGGGAAUUGGCUUGAUGUGGUGGUUUUGGCCCCUCUGCUGCAAAGUGGUUAUCAAGGACCCUCCUCCACCACCACCACCUGCACCAAAAGAGGAGGAACAAGACCCUCUGCCUACCAAGAAAUGGCCUACGGUCGAUGCCUCCUAUUAUGGUGGUCGGGGAGUCGGAGGAAUUAAAAGGAUGGAGGUGCGUUGGGGUGAUAAAGGAUCUACUGAGGAAGGUGCGAGGCUCGAGAAAGCCAAAAAUGCUGUGGUGACACUUCCUGAAGAGUCAGAGGAACCCAUCAGGCCUAGACCACCCAGGCCCAAACCCACCUACCAGCCUCCACAAACAAAGUGGUACACGCCAAUUAAGGGUCGUCUUGAUGCACUGUGGGCCUUGCUGCGGCGACAAUACGAUCGUGUUUCCCUGAUGCGACCUCAGGAAGGAGAUGAGGGCCGGUGCAUAAACUUCUCUCGAGUUCCAUCUCAGUAACUGAGAAGUACGAAGACUAAGAGGGUACGAAGAUGGCACAUGUUCACACUGCUGAUUUCCAACCAAAUGAAACUAGUCAAGUGCCUUCCAGAAGCUUUGGAGAAGAGCAGCUUAACUCCUUCCAGUCAGGAAAUGUUUUCCCUGCCUUCUGCUUUGCUUGCACCAAACGUUUCCACCCACUUGUCCUGCCAUCUACGCAGGAGGUGAUGAAGCUCAGUUGUAACUGAAGAGCCAUGGCAUUGAAAGUAGAGAGGAGGGUUUAUGCAAGGAAGUAUGCAUGUGUCAAUGAGGCAAAGCAGCAGCAGCAAGGACAGCAUGAAGAUGCUACCAAAGCCACCAGCAUAGAGCAAGUAGCCGUGAUGGGUCGUUCAUGGAGACAGGGGUUUUCUUCAGGGCACUUGUGUUUGUAUAAUUCAAGAUCUUUAGCCAUAGGCAGAGUGUGAAAUUUCCAACCAGGAUAAGCAAAUUAUGGAGUCCAUUGCCUUAUAGCCAUGUCAGAUCACAAACUCCUCCCAAGUCCCCUAUCACUGUGUGCCUUGCGGGAAGUUUCCGACUGGAAAAUCUUGUCAUUCUAACACUGAAAAGUGCACACGCAAGAUAAAAUGUAGACAAGAUGCCUCAAGGUAUGGGUAGCAAGCAAGAUUUCGCCCUUUCGUUUUUUUGAAGACACCUUUCUUUCAUUAUGCACUCGGGACAUGAAACUAAUGGAGCGUUAUUCCACGGGAAGACAGCCUGUAACCAGAGAUCUGAAAGGGAGACUCGGGGCCUCGUGCUUUGAGAGUUAGUCCCAGUGACCGGUAGAUUUCCCUCUUUUCCUGUGUUUAGGAUUUAGUAGCGCAUAAAGCAUUCAUAGUAAACAUACCUGGGAGUUUGUUUGGCUUUUCGUUUCAAGGAAGCCACAACCAUGAAACUCCCACUCAGGGUUCAUUCCUUGCUUCAGGUCUCCAAGGGCUCUUGGGUGUCACAAGCCAGCAACUCUCUUUGCAUGAAAAUUUCAAAGUUUAAUUAAUAUAAUUAAAGGCAACAGCAAGCAGCAGCCUGUGAAGAUUUUGCUCAUCUUUUUUUUUUUAUGCCUUUUGACAUUGAAUGACCUAUUACUGUAUGCGCAUGACUCGGAUGUUGAGGAGUGCUCUUCCUUGGUGAGGAUUCCAUAGAGGGAAAAGGCCUCCUUGCUUCGAUCUGUAAAUUACAAUUUCAGGAGAGUUGCCAUCAUGAAAUGUGGGCAGCGUAGGCAUUAUAAUGUUUCAGGAAAACCACCAUCGUGUCACGUCGACGAUGCCAAGUUAUGUUAGCGUGAGCACAAACGCUGGGGGCGGGGGGGAGGAGGGAGUCAGCAGCUGAGGAAAAAAGCUCCAACGAUCUAGUCACUUUCGAUACUUUACUUCAGAAGCGAAAUGGAUAUUCGACUCGAAACCUGACAAAGCGCGCCUGCUUUGAUGGGAACUGGUAUAGACAAUGACCAGUGGCCGGGUCAGUGGGAUGUCUCUCUGCGAGCGCAAAGGCUCAUCAAAUGACACUAAAAAUAAGUUCAACAACCAUCACAUGUGAAGAGAGAAGGCGAGCAUUUCAUGUUUGGCGGGCAUGUGAGUGCACAAGAUGGAAAGAGUGAUUUGGAGCAUCCUGGUGUAAUCACCCCCGUUGUGCACUUCAUGGAAAUUUCAAAGGAUGGGAGUGAUUCUGUUGGGAGAGUGUUCAGGUUUGUGGCACUGCUCCAAGAAGCCUUACACGCACACGCAAAUAUGUAUACAUACAUACGCAUUUGCAUAUAUAUGGAUGUAUGUCUGUGUAUAUAUUUGUAUCCUCUAGCUUGAAUCCUUUGCUCAAGUUUAUUUAUGUCACUGGCUGGCUGGAUCCAAAGUCAUGUGUCCACUUAUUCAUAAAUAAAGUUUUUACCCAUG